AUGGAUAUCGAACUGGCGUCCCCGCCAGCGUCCAGGUCAAAUGUCACAUGCGAGAGGGCCAAAUGCCAUGUUCUCGUUGCAAGAAAAGAGGUCUUCCUUGCAGUGUCAAUCGAAGCCUACAAACACUACUGGAAGAUGAUGUCACGUAAGUGGAAAGGUGCAGUAGUACAAAAGAUGCGAUGGCUGGAAGACACUGUUGCAAAGAUUGCAGCCAAAGUCGACAUUCCCGAAUUACAGAUUUCUCACAGUGGUCCUGUACCACAAGAAGUCUCUAUGAGUCCAGCCUUGGAGGGCAUCGCUACAGAGGCUGUUGCUCAAGAAACACUUGUCACGGGUCAGACAUCGCUGCAAAAAGAGACCAACGAGCUCCCACGAACUUGGGAGGUGAUCAUGGAUCCGCGAGGAGGUCCAGCUUCUAUUCCAGCUUCUUGCGUCUCAGAAAGCGGGAGAGCAGGUUUACAGAAAGAUCUACCGAAAUCCCGUCCGCCAGACUUGAUAUCAACGGGACUUAUCUCUCUUCGACAAGCAUUGACACUAUUCGAGACUUAUCAUCUCAGACUCGAUCAUUUUCUCUACCGCAUCCUGGGCGAUCAUAUCAGCCUAGAAUCAGUUCGAGUCGCAUCUCCUUUGUUAACGGCAGCUGUCUGCACAGUUGGAGCAUUGCACUCUCAGUCACUGGGCCAUCUCUUUGAAACCUGUUACGCUGAGUAUAAGAACCUUGUUAUGGCGCAGACAUUUUCAAGACAUGUCAGCGAAGAUGACAUCAGGGGUCUUUGUGUCGGUGCAUUUUGGCUGCAUGAGCUAUCUUGGUCACUUAUCGGCAAUGCUGUUCGGAUUGCAUCCGAUAUCAAUCUUCACAGUGGAAUAUACAAGGCCCUGAAGGGGGAUCGUGAUGGAUAUCUCCAAGCUCGAUUAUACUAUCUUGUCUACGUGUGCGAUCAUCACUUCUCAAUAGCCUACGGACGACCUCCAAUGUCCAGGGAAGGUUUUAUCAUCGACUCAGCUAGCCGAAUCCUAGAGACCGAGCAUGCUACCGAAGACGAUGCCAGGCUGAUCAGUCAAGUUAAAGAGUGGUCCAUUCUGGGUCGCGUAUUUGAUACAUUUGGGGUCGACGUCGAUACCCCAAUUGCGCCUCAAACACUACCUCAGCUGCGGCGAUAUUCGAUCUCUCUAGAUACAUGGUACGCUGACUGGAACGAAAGCUUCAAAACGAACCAAAAUGUGGGAAACUACCCACAAAAGGGCGUUGGGUUUCACUUUCAAUUUGCAAAGCUUUAUCUUUGUUCGCACGCUUUUCGUGGGGCUCCAGCAUCCGAGAACACAGCCCAAUACAUGUCGCCUGAGCUCGAAGAGAUCUCUAAUGCUGGCGUGCUGUCUGCAAUGUCUAUUCUCCAAAUGAUUGUCUCCGACCCUGAGUUCCGAUCAUUCAUGAACGGCCUUCCGCUGUAUUUUGAUACUAUGCUGGCCUUUGCUGUGGUUUUCUUGCUCAAGAUUGCGACGAAGCAUGCCAGUAUGAUCAGAAUCGAUACUACCAAAAUUCUAUCACUGGUUGCAGAGACAGUGGCCGCUCUUCGGGAAAUCACAAAAGAUAUGCACAAGCAGCAUCUACUCGUUGUUAUCAGUGAAGGCUUAGAGCGCUUGUUGGGCAGAUGCCAAAUGCCUACUCUCUCCUGUGACGAGGCAGUAUACCAUCCUACUCCUGCCGAAGAAGAGCAGUCCGCUUUUGAUAUGGCUUGGGUGGAAAACAUGGCAAGCUUUGAUUUUCAAACUAAUAUCCCUGAUCUUGACGAAUGGUGGCUACAUCAUAAUACAUCAAUAGGGCCCACCAUUCGAUCAACGGUGCCGUGA
Messenger RNA from Penicillium soppii, 1848 nucleotides. Its product is annotated as fungal specific transcription factor domain-containing protein. Gene Ontology annotation, biological process: regulation of DNA-templated transcription; DNA-templated transcription. The transcript is spliced from 4 exons. Gene Ontology annotation, molecular function: transcription cis-regulatory region binding; zinc ion binding; DNA-binding transcription factor activity, RNA polymerase II-specific. The coding region runs from base 1 to 1848 and encodes 615 amino acids. NCBI's taxonomy places the organism in Eukaryota, Fungi, Ascomycota, Eurotiomycetes, Eurotiales, Aspergillaceae. The record is from RefSeq and is a predicted model, not a curated record. Gene Ontology annotation, cellular component: nucleus.